This is a messenger RNA of Salvelinus fontinalis (brook trout), 969 nucleotides long. Its product is annotated as putative nuclease HARBI1. The transcript has 2 exons. The record is from RefSeq and is a predicted model, not a curated record. Bases 85 to 567 code for a protein of 160 amino acids. Lineage: Eukaryota; Metazoa; Chordata; Actinopteri; Salmoniformes; Salmonidae.
UUUUGAUAUUGUCCAUUGACGAACACUCUGCAUUGCCAGUGAUGUGCAUUGAUUGGUGUAAUAUUCCUCAUCUUAUGAUUUCAGAUGGUCUGCAAUGCUGACUGUGUGAUCAGCAAUGUUGUGGCAAAAUGGCCUGGCUCAGUCCAUGACUCCAGAAUCUUUCGGGCCUCUGAAAUCUAUCAGUGCCUAUCACAAGGUGAAUUCUCUGGUGUGUUGCUGGGAGACAGGGGGUAUGGCUGCCAGCCUUUUCUCCUGACACCUUUCACAGACCCCCAGGAAGCACAGCAGGCCUACAACCAUGCCCAUGCCAGGACCAGGGCCAGAGUUGAAAUGACCUUUGGCCUCCUGAAGGCACGCUUUCACUGCCUUCACAAAUUAAGGGUCAGCCCUGUUAGGGCAUGUGAUAUUACUGUGGCUUGUGCUGUCCUCCACAAUGUGGCCUGCCUGAGGAAGGAGAGGGCCCCCAGAGUGCCACCAGCCAUGGACUGGGACAAUCCGGCAAUCUUCCCUGAUGACGACAGUGGUCGGCUGCUGAGGGACCAAUAUGUGUUGAAUUAUUUUAGUUAGUAUGUGUGCUUUCAAUUUUGGUUAAAUAUGUCCUGCGGUGGCAGAGGAAUUUGGUUUUUUUGGGGUUUGUUUUUUUACGAAUUUGGCCUCUUAUGAUGUUUGUGCGGUAUACUGUGUGUAAUACAAGGCUGCAGGGAGGCUACUGCAUCCAUUCAUUUGUCUGUUCAGUUGAUGUGUAUGGAUUUGUCCUGCAUUUAUUUUAGUGUGCAGACAUGCAGGGUGUGUUAUAUACAGACCUUUGAAUGUGUAUGUAUCAUUUUGUAUAAUAUGCUUGGAUUCUGUGCUUUCCAUCUUGUAGAGUCACUGUGACUUCAGUUUCGAAAGGAGCUGACGGUUUACCUGCUUUGUUUUGUCCUUAUUCAAUAAAGGAACAUAAUGUUACACAUUGUGUUUUUAUAUUCA